This is a messenger RNA of Cryptomeria japonica (Japanese cedar), 906 nucleotides long. Its product is annotated as jasmonate-induced oxygenase 4-like. Lineage: Eukaryota; Viridiplantae; Streptophyta; Pinopsida; Cupressales; Cupressaceae. The record is from RefSeq and is a predicted model, not a curated record. Bases 1 to 906 code for a protein of 301 amino acids. The transcript has 3 exons. Gene Ontology annotation, molecular function: dioxygenase activity.
AUGGCUUGCUCGUUACAAUCUCCUCUUGAAGCCGAUCUCCCUGUGAUUGACAUCUCACAAUUUCCCCACAAAAUUGAGGGAGAACAUCUUCAAUAUCAUCCGGAGGUUGUCAAACUCGGAAAAGCUUGUGAAGAAUGGGGAUUUUUCAGGCUGGUGAAUCAUGGAGUUCCACAAGAUCUUCUGCAAAAGGUUUUGUCUGUUAGCAAGGAUUUGGUGUCCAUGCCCAUGGAGGUUAAAGACAGAGCCACAACUUCUAAUCCGGUGGAGAGUUAUGUCCGUGCUCCAGGCAUUCCGACCACGUUUGAGACAUUUUGCUUCCUUGACAUGCCCAAUCCAGAUUCAAUCCUUGAAACAUCUCGAAAGAUAUGGCCCGAGGAAGGAAAUGCAAACUUCUGUGAAGCGAUGGGUGCAAUGAGUUUACAUCUAUCAGAUCUUGCACAAAGGAUAAUUAAACUCAUUCUGGCGAGUCUGGGUUUGGAUGUUGAAACUUUCUGCCACUCUGAUUUCGAGAAAUGUAUAGCCAUCUUGCGGAUAAACAACUAUUCAUCUCAUGGAAAAUCUAUUGGGGAGGUGGUUCUGACUCCUCACGCAGAUCCGGGUUGCCUGACAAUCCUUCACACUGAUGAAAAGGAAGGGCUUGAGGUGUGGAGCAAUGGUAAAUACUGGAGUGCCGUUCAUCGAGUCAUUAGUAAAGGGUGGGAGAAUCGUUUAUCAGUUCCCUUUUUUUAUAACUUUGCAGGUGACACCCAGAUCUCGGCUCCAGAGGUUCUUGUGAGUGAAGAUAAUCCACGACGAUACAAACCUUUUAUUUUCUCUGAAUUGCAAUCUGAAAUGCGGAAAGGACUCAGAAAUUAUAAAGCAGACGGAGAACAAGUCAAAGUGAUGGAACGGUUAGCUGCCAUAUAA